Oreochromis niloticus (Nile tilapia) is the source of this 2882-nucleotide messenger RNA. RefSeq names its product proteinase-activated receptor 1-like. Gene Ontology annotation, molecular function: thrombin-activated receptor activity. NCBI's taxonomy places the organism in Eukaryota, Metazoa, Chordata, Actinopteri, Cichliformes, Cichlidae. The transcript is spliced from 2 exons. Gene Ontology annotation, biological process: thrombin-activated receptor signaling pathway; blood coagulation; positive regulation of Rho protein signal transduction. The record is from RefSeq and is a predicted model, not a curated record. Gene Ontology annotation, cellular component: plasma membrane. The coding region runs from base 122 to 1255 and encodes 377 amino acids.
AUAUGACUCAAGCAGCAGGUACAAACAGGUUGCUUUAAGGUGUGUUCUUUAAAGCUGGCAAUUUAAGGAUACCAAAAACUUUAAGGCAGCCAAAGAGUCUCCCCGCAACAGAGCUACAGACAUGGCUUUACCACAUUUCUUGUUGUUCCUUCUCAUUAAUUUCUGCUGCAUUUCUGCCUCAAAUACCUCAGGCACUUCAAACAAUACUACAGGAGUGGAAGGGGCAUCUGGAGCAGGUUUUCGAUAUCAUAAGACAGCAGCUGCUAAAUCAUCAAAUGAAAGAUUUUUAAGCGAUGGACUUUCAGAAGAGGCACUGAAGUUUCUAACUGGCACUGUGUCCACCAUCCUUUUACCUUGCUUCUACAUGCUGGUCUGUUCCAUCAGUGUGCCAAUUAACAUCUUUGCCAUAAUCGCCUUCACUCGUUGGAUCCGUCCUAAGAUGCCAGCUGCAAUCUAUAUGCUGAACCUGGCCUUAGCCGAUCUGCUCUUUGCACUGAUGCUCCCCUUCAAGAUCUCCUACCACUUUGAAGGCAACAAUUGGAAAUUUGGUCCAUCCAUGUGCAGUGUGGUCACUGCUGCCUUUUACUGGAACAUGUAUUGUUCUGUUCUUCUCAUAGCUUGCAUCAGUGUGGACCGUAUGCUUGCUGUAGUUUAUCCCAUUGACUCUCUAGCUUGGAGGAGCUCACGGAACACAGUCAUAGCCUGCAUAACCAUGUGGGUGUUAUCCUUCGCUGGCUCUGUGCCUCUUGUUUCCUCUGACCAGACUUUUAACAUCAGUGAGUUGAACAUCACCACCUGCCAUGAUGUCCACUCCACAGAUAAGAUCAUCUGGUUAAAGAAGUACUUCCUCACCAUCUGCUGCAUAUUCUUCUUCCUACCUCUGCUCAUCACAGUGGUGUCCUACACUCGAGCCAUCUGCUCGCUGAGCAGAGACCAACAUGAUGUUCCAGAAACAUCACACGGGAAAAGAAGAGCAGUGGUAAUGACUUUCACUGUGCUGGUGAUAGUUUUGCUGUGUUUCAUGCCUACAAACUGUCUGCUGCUUGCACACUACCUGCAGCUUAACACAGAGAAGAGCCAGGGGGCACCUGAUGGCUCUUACGCACUCUAUCUGGUGUUUCUGUGUUUGGGAAGCCUGAACUGCCUCCUGGAUCCCCUGCUCUACUACUUUGGAUCCUCCCAGUUCCGGAAACAACUAUCCAAUAUGCUGAAGCGUAAAAAUGAUAGUAUCACUCAUUCACCAUCUUAUUUAUGAAGAUUCAGCAAAAGAGAAAUGCUGAAAUCCAGUCAUGCAGAAAAGUCCAGAAUCAAGACAUCAGUUACCAGAGCGGGCUCUUUCCAAGCAAGCCUCAGUGGCCAAAACAAGACAAGCCAAACAAGAAAUUACUGGCCUGACUGACUGUCACAUUUUCAUUGACUCUGAACUGUUAUUUUAAAGUUAUAAUAUAAUAUCAGCAAUUUGUCAUAGUUUGCCAAAGCUGCUGACAUAAGAGCACGUAGCUAACAGAAAGAUUUAAAAUUCUCUAUUUUCAUGAUUAGAAGGAACUGAAUACCUUCCACUUCUUUGUGAACCGGUCAUGUCAACAGAAACAGCUUUAAAUCUUGGGGUCAUGGCUACACACAGUCAAUGAGAGAUCCUUUUAAGAAACAAGAAAGAAAACACCAGGAAAGAAAAUAUGCAUUCACAUAAACAAUACACAUUUCAUAGGGCAAGAGGUGGGGUCCAACCUGGACAAGUUGCCAGUCUCUCGCAAAGCUAACAUUAUGAGAAUUGCAUAUUAGAAAAUAAAGACAACUUGUGGUUCAGGAGCUGUUGGUCUAAGGCAGUUUAUUUUUUUUCUGUGUUUAAUAAAUUGUACUUUAAUCUUUUAUUAUGUAUAUUUUUCUUUCUAGCUAUCUAGAAUUAGAUGGACAGAAAUAUAAUGUCCCAGAGGUAUUCUGUUGGAUUUCAGUCAGGCGAGCAUGAUGUCUAGUCAAUGGUAUCAGUUGCUUCAUCCUCCAGGAACUGCCUGUAUAUUCUCACAUUGUCUUGCAUCACGAGAACCCUACACUGCACUGCUUGGUCAGAAUCUACACUGUAAUAUAGCAUCUGACAGGGUGAGGUUAUCUAGCCUGUGAAGGUCUGUGCAUCCCUCCAUGGAUAUGCCUUCCCAGACCAUCACUGACCCAUUGCCAAAUCUGUCAUGCUGAAGGAAUUACAGGCUUCUCCACGGCUUCUCUAUAGGAACUUGCUCUCAUCUGUGAAAAGCACAAGGUGCAAUUGGUCGACCUGGUAUUUCUGGUAUUCUAUGGCAAAUGCCAAUCUGGCUCCAUGGCACCAGGCAGUGAGCACAGUGCCCACGAGAGGACAUCGGGAGCUCAGGCCUGAGACCUUUCUGAUUGUUUGGUCAGAUACAUUCACACCAGCGUCCUGCUGGAGGUCAUUUUGUGCAUUUUGGGCUGUUCAUCUUUGCACGAACGAGAUAAUCUGGUUAAAAAAUUGUGUCUUCUGUUUUUUUCCUUUUUAUUAGGCAGAGUAUCUGGGAUACUCACUUUUUAUUUGUAUUGAAAUACAUGCAAAACCUUGUAGAAUAAAUAUCUACACAUUGGAGAUAUUUUUUUUAAGCUGUAAGUAAGCAGCAAUGUCCAUGUGCCUUUCUCUCCAGCAGGUAGCGCUACAUUACAGUUAAGUAACUCUCUACACACACUCUGCAUUGUCAAGCUGCAAUUAAAUCCAAAUCCAAAACCUGAAGACAUUGGAGACUAAUUGGAGACCUUAAAGAAUCACAAUGGGAAGAACCAGUUGUUUAUUGAUGUUUAUUGAUGUGUUAAAAAAUUAAAAACAUGGAUUAUAUCACUGCAUCAUAUAUAUCUUCAAUAAUAAAUCAACAAAAAUAUAAUGA